Heterobasidion irregulare TC 32-1 is the source of this 4106-nucleotide messenger RNA. RefSeq lists its product as uncharacterized. NCBI's taxonomy places the organism in Eukaryota, Fungi, Basidiomycota, Agaricomycetes, Russulales, Bondarzewiaceae. Gene Ontology annotation, biological process: replication fork reversal; interstrand cross-link repair; double-strand break repair via synthesis-dependent strand annealing. The transcript has 10 exons. Gene Ontology annotation, molecular function: ATP binding; four-way junction DNA binding; 3'-5' DNA helicase activity. The coding region runs from base 1 to 3981 and encodes 1326 amino acids. The record is from RefSeq and is a predicted model, not a curated record.
AUGUCAUCAGACGGGUACUUUGAGGAUGAUAUUGACCAGGAAAUUUUGAACCAGCUUGAUGUUAUAGAAGCCUCUCAGCUCGCAUCGUCAUCCACCCCCGCCCCACCAGCUGCGCGCGCACGAGCCCGUGGCCCACCUGCCCCUGUGGUUGCAGAUGACUCGGACUAUGACAUGGCUUUUGAUGUCGACGAGCAGGAGCUCCAGAAGCUCGACGUGCUAAUCGAACACGCAUACCACCCGCGACCCGCGACCAAACCACACUCGAACGGUGUCUGUCGACAGCCUUCGAAGGGUGGCAUACAGACUACCCUCUUUGGCGGAAUCGCGGACACGUCAACACCAAGCAAAUGCGAGGGGUCGUCCAAGCGCCCAUUUCAACGUUCCAAGUCCACGGGACUGCAUCCCAAGAAGACAAAGGUAUGGGAUCACACUGCUUAUGCGAAGUCGGGGCCAAGGAAACGAAAGUCAGACAAGGGGAAGGGGAAAGCUGGAGAUGAUGUAGACGAACAUGAGGAGGAAGUUGAGUUUGAGCAAUUUCCAGCACCUUUACAAUCAAUAGUCGGUUUCUCCGCCUCUCGUCAGACCCCACCGAUGAAGCAGCAGCCGGAUCUGCUCGCCACGAAACACUGGUUGUUCCCUCUGAACCAACCUAGGCGUGAUUAUCAGUUCAACAUCGCGAAACACUGUCUCUUCGACAAUACGCUUGUUGCACUGCCGACCGGUUUGGGCAAAACCUUCAUUGCUGGUGUAGUCAUGCUCAAUUAUUAUCGCUGGUUUCCUGAAGGCAAGAUCGUGUUCGUAGCGCCUACGAAGCCUCUCGUUGCCCAACAAGUUGAAGCCUGCCAUCGAACCUGUGGUAUUCCUGGUCGGGAUGCUGUCGAGCUAACCGGUAACAACCCGAGAGCGAUGAGAGCGCGAGCAUGGGAGACUAAACGAGUGUUUUAUAUGACUCCUCAAACGCUAUUUAACGACCUGAAGACCGAAAAUUGCGACAUACGAGACAUAGUUCUCCUUGUCAUCGACGAGGCUCAUAAAGGCACGGGCGACUAUGCUUAUGCCACAGUGGUCCGCAUUCUCAUGGCAAAGAAUCCGCAUUUCCGGGUGCUAGCACUGACUGCAACACCUGGAAGCACACCAGACGCUGUGCAAUCCAUUAUUGACGCGCUGCAUAUAAGUCGAAUCGAACUAAGAGACGAAGAAAGCUUAGACAUAAGAUCGUACGUCAACAAGAAGAAAGUGGAACAGCACAUUAUACCCAUGAAUGAGAGCAUCGCCAAAUUGCGCGAUCUUCUGGCGAAAGUAAUGAAGGCUCCUCUUGAUUCAGUAGCGAGUGUUGGUCUAGUCCAUGGCGGCAACCUUGACCCCGUCAUGUUUCACCCCUUUCGCGCCCAGAUGGCAAUGCAGGAAAUUAAUUCUCGGAGAGAUAGUCGGCAACUGACUUGGGCAUUCCCAACUUUGAAAACGAUAGGAGCCUUGGCCAGGGCGAUGGGUUAUCUGCUCGAGGCAAGUCCGUCGAUGUGUUAUAACUCGCUCCAAACAGCCGCAUCGGGCGACGCCGAAGCCGGUUCGGGGAAACCGUCGAAACCUAAUAAACUAGCCAAGGAUCCUAAUUUCCAGGUGCUCAUGUCCGAAUUGGAGAGGCAAAAGGUCGAGGGAUUUGCCGUACAUCCGAAGAUGGAGAAGCUCAAGACGCUUGUGAUACAACACUUCGGACAGAGGAUGGGAGACGCUGAGGUGAACGAAGAGGAACAAGCCCAGGACACGAAGGUCAUGGUUUUUGUGUCAUUUCGGGAAGCGGUUGACGAGAUCGUGGAGUUUCUCAAUCAAGAGUCGCCGCUGAUCAGAGCGACGAGGUUUAUCGGGCAAGGCGUCGACAAGCGGGGAAACAGAGGUUUCGCCCAGAAGGAACAGUUAGGCGUGAUCAAACAAUUCAAAGCCGGUGAAUUCAAUGUUCUCGUAUCCACGUCCAUUGGAGAAGAGGGUUUGGACAUUGGCGAGAUUGAUAUGAUUGUCUGCUAUGAGGCCCAGAAGACGCCGAUUCGUAUGUUACAACGGGUUGGACGAACUGGUCGCAAACGGGACGGCUUUGUUCAUGUUUUGCUUGCUCAAGGUCGGGAAGAACUGAAUUGGAAUAAAGCGCAAGAGUCCUAUGCAGAAGUCCAGCAGAGCAUUGUCAAAGGCGACCAACUCGAGUUCUACAGCGAUGUCGAGCGUCUCUUGCCCGAACACGUCAAGCCAGAAGCGCUACCUAUGAUGAUGGACAUCGAGGAAUAUGAGCGUGAUACGAGAGAGAAAACAGCCAAGCCGACACAACAAGGAGCGAAGAAGCGGAAGCGGAACGAUGACGCUCAAAGAAACAUCCCGACUGGAGCGAGUCUUGGAUUCGUUAGCGUGGCGGAUUUGAUUGCGAAGCAGGGCCGGAAGAAGCGCAAGACAACGGAAAAAGAGUACAAUUUUGAUCCUGCAGCCGGGAAGGAUGAUUCCACGGAUGAAGAAAUUGAGGCAGGCGUAUUUGGGCCAAAACGGAGCGUCUCGACCCCCAUCACCGCAGUGGAAGGACCUUCGAGACCUAAGGGCAAGACAAAGAGGGCGAAGUCCAUGGCAGGGAAAGCAGACAAGCCAAAGAAGACCAAAGAAGUUACAUCGACGUCUGCGCGUAAAAAGGGUAAAGCUACGAAGUCAGCACUUUCAAAGCUCACUCUUAGCCAAUUUGAUGCUACGGGCGCUGAUGACUCGGAAGACUUCGAGAUCGAGAAAGGCAUUGUCUUCGACAGAUCACGAAGUAAGACCAAGUCCCGGUCUCCAUCUCCGUAUCUGUCGCACGAGCGCCGACCGUCUUCUCCUGAUCUUCCUUUGGCUCAGGCGUUUUCGUACUCCACCAUCGACAUCUGCACUUCCUCAGAUCCGGACACACGAUUUGAUAGGCCUUCUCCUGCUAGCGUUCCGGCAAGAUCAUUGCAAUUUAGUGUCGAGCCUGUCAUCGUUGGCACGCAAAGCUCUCAAAAAUCUGCUGUUGUUUCUAUCGGUCUCCCAACACCUGAACAAUCCACGACUGCUUCGUCGAAUCGCAAUCCUUCCAAUACUCCCGACGACAGUGAACGCGAUCUCGCUUGGCUUCUUGCCGACUCGGAUGACGAUCUCGACGCAAAUCACAAGUCUUCUCCUCGUCAGAUGUCGACACCUGCGGACAACUCUGAUAUCGAGAUUGUCUACGAUGGUACAGCUGAGGUCACCUUGGAUUCCACCAAUCUCUCAAGCUCGCCGGCCGAACCGAAAUUCUCAGGUCCUCUGGAGCGGAGUAACUCUGCAUGUGCAAUGCCACCACCUCUUUUCACUCCAGCGCGUGCGCUCCUUUCAAGUUCUACUUCUUCACUGCUGGAGGAGGCCCCAGAGCCGAGUUUUGCUAUUCGGGCUGCAGGAAAGGGCCGGAAACGUGUCGUUACGGUCGACUCUUCCCCACUCGACAUGCCCCCUCUUUCGCAGAAACACCUCCGUCACGCACGUGAACCAACGUCCCCUACUCCACCUCGUCCUAUGAAGCGUAAGAAGGUCAAGAUUCAGGACAUGGCCGUCGCCGGGAAGGUCAAUCCCUGGAUCGAUGUAGAGGCGGGCCAUUCUGGAGGCGAGGUCAGCGGAGGAUCGUCCGACGCAGAGAACAUAGAGCUCGAAAGCGAGUCUGACCAGCUAUUCCUGAAAGAGCCACCAGAGACGCAAAUAUCUCCGUCGUACGACCAGCUCGCGGCCUAUCGCCUGAGUCUACUUUCGCAGGCUCCCCGAGGCGGAAAAGUGCCUGUGUUUGCCAACCCCGUGCGUAGGCGCGGAACUUUCUAUGCCGCCAGCGGUUCCUCGAGGCCGCGCCGAAGGAUCGUCUCUAGCUCCCCGCCUCCAGAGGGUGACGGUGGCUCGGACGAAUACGCGUUAGGUAGUUUUGUGGUGGAUGAUGAUACAGAGAUAUCUUUCAUCCAGUCAAGCGAAUCCUGAGCCUUAACCCUAUGCUGACUGCAGUUAUUUGUAUCCUUAAUCCACUCAUCUUAUCGUUGUUACACGACGUCAAUGCGAUACAAGUGGCGACAUCGAUUUCAGCCGCUGCGCCUUGUGCUUUCUAU